Solanum verrucosum is the source of this 1131-nucleotide messenger RNA. RefSeq names its product mitochondrial phosphate carrier protein 1, mitochondrial-like. The transcript has 6 exons. Gene Ontology annotation, biological process: mitochondrial phosphate ion transmembrane transport. Gene Ontology annotation, cellular component: mitochondrial inner membrane. The coding region runs from base 66 to 1040 and encodes 324 amino acids. The record is from RefSeq and is a predicted model, not a curated record. Gene Ontology annotation, molecular function: phosphate transmembrane transporter activity. Lineage: Eukaryota; Viridiplantae; Streptophyta; Magnoliopsida; Solanales; Solanaceae.
UCGAAACUUUGGGUGCAGAUAUGGGUUGAAAAAGAAGAAAAACGAAUUGGGGUUUCUUCGUUUUCAUGGAAAACCCUAAAAAGAUUGCUUCUUUAAAUAUGAGUAAAUUAAUUGGAGGAAAAGUUUGUGAAGAAUUUACACCUGGGUAUUAUGGUGUUUGUGCAAUUGGAGGGAUGCUUAGUGCUGGAACUACUCAUCUUGCUAUUACCCCUCUUGAUGUACUCAAAGUUAAUAUGCAGGUGCACCCUAUCAAGUAUGGUAGCAUUUCCACAUGCUUUACGACUUUGUUGAGAGAACAAGGUCCCUCGGCAUUUUGGCGAGGAUGGGCUGGGAAGUUUUUUGGCUAUGGUGUUCAGGGUGCUUGUAGAUUUGGUCUGUAUGAAUACUUUAAGAAAGUAUACUCAAAUGUACUUGUGGAUCAGAACAAGAGUUUGAUAUUUUUCGCCAGCAGUGCAUCAGCUGAAGUAAUUGCUAAUGUCGCUCUCUGUCCAUUUGAGGCCAUUAAAGUUCGUGUGCAAGCUCAGCCUCAUUUUGCCAAAGGCCUUUCUGAUGGCUUUCCAAGAAUAUAUGCAUCAGAAGGCCUCCAUGGGUUUUACAGGGGACUUAUUCCGCUACUGGGUCGUAAUAUACCAUUCUCAAUAGUUAUGUUCUCAACUUUUGAGCAUACAGUGAAUUUUCUUUAUAAAAAGUUAAUCCAGAAAAGGAGGGAAGACUGUUCAAGAACUCAGCAGCUCAGUGUAACUUGUUUAGCUGGAUAUGCCGCUGGAUCUGUUGGUAGUAUUAUCUCUAACCCCGCUGACAACAUUGUUGCUUCUCUUAACAACAAGAAGGCCAGUAGCCUAAAACAGGCUGUGAAGAAAAUUGGGUUUCUUAAUUUGUUUACGAGAAGUCUUCCUAUUAGGAUAAUGCUUGUUGGACCAGUUGUGACUUUGCAGUGGUUGUUCUACGACUCCAUUAAAAUAUUAAGUGGAUUGCCAACCAGUGGACAUGUAAUCAAAGAUAUAGAAGAAGAUGAAAUGGAUCAAAGUCAUUCAAGAUGAAUCUAAUGAGCACACGAAUACUCGUGCACCUAAUUUUGCAAAUAGGGUGAACUAGCGAUCCUCUUAACUGUUUUUCGGAAAUGCUUGAUCA